Molecule: messenger RNA, 402 nt
Organism: Striga hermonthica
Lineage: Eukaryota; Viridiplantae; Streptophyta; Magnoliopsida; Lamiales; Orobanchaceae
Source: the annotation of a GenBank genome assembly
AUGAUCCUGCAGAUCCUCGUAUUCCUACUUCUCAAACUCCCGAGCAAGCUAUUCAAGAAGACGAGAGAGUACGCGAAAAAGUUGAAGGCCCGGAGUAAAAAGCCCGUGAUUGUGAAGCUCGAAGCGCAAGGAGGAUUACAAGAGAAGUCCUCGAGGAUCGAAAUUGAUGAUUUUGACCUAGUCGAGUCGGUUAGGUACGGGGAGAAAUUGAUGGAAGAAAUCGAGCGCGAGCUGGAGGAGUUUUCGGGGCGGGGCGAGUUUGCUUUCGGGAGUUUUUGGGGUCGAGGGGUUUGUGCAUCGAGGAGGAGUUUCGGUUCGUGUUUUAAGGAGGCGGAGGUCGACUACGACGAUGUUGGGUAUCGGUUGAUGGAGUUGUUUGGCGAUGUUAAAGUUCUUUUAUGA